AAGAUCUGAAGAAGACUACCAGACCCCCAUCAGACGAGGAAGAGCCUCAUUAAACAGGAAAUGAAUAUGAGUGCGUCCUUUGAGAAGCUUCUGGAUUUGAGUUCGGGAGACUCUCACACCGCUGGAAUGAAGCCAAUAACCUUUGUUAGACAGGUCAUCGCUGGAUGUUUGUAUCCGAGUGUCUUGCAGAGCGACGCUCUUCCUCCUGACGCUCGUCUCAGAGCUCAGAUGUUACUCCAGCACUUUGAUGGAGGCAGUAUCGGUUCAUACACUGGGUCCUGUGGAUCGAUGUACGUGAGAAACACUAUAGCGAAGUUCAUUUCUCUGCGGGACGGAGGAGUCCCAUCCAGUCCAGAGCAAGUCUUCAUCACUGUUGAAGCCCAGAGAGGUUUGAUGGUGAUGAUGCGACUGCUGUGUCAAUCAGAGGGCGUGUCUUCAGUUAUGAUCCCAGACCCCGCCCCUCACUCUCUGACACGCCUCCUGGAGUGGAUGGGCGUGGUUCCGGUGCCCUAUCGGCUUCAAGAACAGUGUGGGUGGAGUUUGGAGAGGGCGGAGCUUAACAGAGUAAUCAAGGCGUCAAGGGGGCGGAGCUCUCCACGGGCAAUUUAUAUCAGCAACCCUGGCAACCCGACAGGGCAUGUCCAGUGCAGAGAGUCCAUCGAGGAUGUGAUUCGCUUCGCUGCCGACGAAGACCUUUUCUUGCUGGUCAACGAGGUUUAUCAGAACACAGUUUUUGCGGACGGCCCAGAGUUCGUGUCCUAUAAGCGUGUUCUGGCUGAGAUGGGAGACCCUUAUUCUGAGAGCGUUCAACUGGCCUCGCUUCACUCGCUCUCCAACGGCAUAAUGGGAGAGUGUGGUUUCAGGACGGGUUAUAUGGAGCUGGUGAACGUCGAUCGAGCUGUAAUGUUAUACGCUGAUACGCUUCUGACGGGAGAUUUGUGCCCUCCUGUGAUUGGUCAGAUUGCUCUUGAUGUCAUGGCUGAUCCGCCCCGUCCUGGAGAACCUUCCUACGCUUUAUACACACAGGAGGUGGCGUCUAGGCUAAAGACUCUGAAGUGUAAUGUUUCCAGGGCUGUGGAGUUCAUUAAUGGUCUUCCGGGAUUCAGCUGUCAGUCAGUUCAGAGCGGAGUCUUCAUCUAUCCGUACCUGACUCUUCCUCACUCAGCUGUGACACACUCACAGUCUGUGGGGUCGUUGUACAGCAGGAGGUUGUUGGAGGAUCAGGGUGUGUGUGUCGGGAUCAAUGAAGAUCACAAACAUUCACGGAGCUGCAGCCACUUCAGGUUAUGUGUGCUGAUGCCAUCAGACGAACUGGAGGAGGCUCUCCGUCGCCUUCGAUGUUUUCACUUUCAGUUCCUCAAGGAACACUGUAAAAUUACAUUUAGUGCACCACAACAGAGUACUUAAAUAAGUGUAAUUAAUGCACAAAUUCAUAUUGGCCUACUGAUG
Molecule: messenger RNA, 1449 nt
Organism: Rhinichthys klamathensis goyatoka
Lineage: Eukaryota; Metazoa; Chordata; Actinopteri; Cypriniformes; Leuciscidae
Gene: gptl
Product: glutamic--pyruvic transaminase-like
Exons: 11
Coding region: 61-1407 (448 amino acids)
Biological process (GO): biosynthetic process
Molecular function (GO): pyridoxal phosphate binding; L-alanine:2-oxoglutarate transaminase activity
Source: RefSeq, a predicted model, not a curated record